AUGGCUGCAAUGAAGAAUCUGCGAAUUGGUGUUGACGUUGGCGGUACGAAUACAGAUGGAGUCAUCAUUGAUCCGACUAAGUCUAAUGAUGAGGAUCGUGGGAUUGUUGCUUGGCACAAGGCACCAACAACAACAGAUCCCAGCCAUGGAAUCGCCAAUGCCAUCACGACAAUGUUCAAGUCCGCGUCCGUGGACCCAGCGUCCGUAGCCAGUGUGACAAUAGGAACAACUCACUUUGUCAACGCAGUCGUGACUCGAGAUCGAACACGCCUCUCCCGUGUUGCUGUAAUCCGUCUCUGCGGCCCAUUCAGUAAGCACGCACCACCCUGUGUUGACUGGCCCACCUCCCUACGCAACAUCAUCCUCGGACACUACGCACUCCUCAAGGGCGGAUUGGAAGUCGACGGCAGCCUCAUCUCGGACAUCAAAGAGGAGGAAAUCAUCGAGCAAUGCCGUAUUAUCAAAGAAAAAGGAAUCAAAAGCAUAGUCGUAAACGGCGUCUUCAGUCCCAUCGACACAAUCGACAAGCAAGAAGAACGCGCCUCCGAAAUCAUCAAACGCGAACUCGGCAACGACGUCGACAUUGUACUCAGCAAGACAGUAGCCAAUCUCGGGUUCUUGGAGCGCGAAAACGCUGCGAUACUGAAUGCCUCGAUUCUGAGUUUUGCGAGAAAGACAAUCGCGUCGUUUCAGACGCCAGUCAAGAAAUUGGGACUUAACUGCCCUGUGUUCAUCACGCAGAAUGAUGGCACGAUACUCAGUGGUAAAGCAGCAAGUCAAUUGCCCAUCCGCACGUUUUCGUCCGGCCCGACAAACAGCAUGCGCGGAGCGGCUUUUCUAAUGGGAAAGCAAGAAAAAGAAGCAAUGAUGGUCGUUGAUGUUGGUGGCACCACUACAGACGUGGGCUUACUACUUGCCAACGGCUUCCCCAGACAGCAAGCCGCAUACUCUGAACUAUCGGGCGUGCGAAUGAACUUUUCGUAUCCCGAUGUUAAGAGUAUCGGGUUGGGAGGCGGCAGUCUGGUGCGGAGAGUCGAGGGGAAAAUGCAAGUUGGACCAGAAUCCGUGGGCUACAAGUUACCGGAGAAGGCACUUGUGUUCGGGGGUAGUGUUGCAACGGCGACCGAUUACAUUGUUGCGGCAUCGUCUGAUGUUGCUAUCGGCGAGCCGGACAAGGUGCGAGGGAAGCUUCAAGAGGAGGAUGUACAGGCUUUCAAGACGGAGACAAAGCGCAUGCUUGAGAGUAUCAUUGAUACCAUGAAGACGUCGCCGGAGGACCUUCCUGUUCUUCUAGUUGGUGGCGGCGCAGUCAUAGCACCUGAUGAGCUCAAAGGUGCAAGCAGGGUGAUCAAGCCUCGAUGGUCGGGCGUAGCCAAUGCAAUUGGUGCUGCAAUGGCACGUGUUAGUGCCGUCAUCGAUACUGUCAAGUCGACGGAAAAGCAAUCACAAAAGGAGCUUCUAGAAGAAAUCUGCGCUGAAGCCAAGAAAAAGACAAUUGAAGCAGGCGGCUCAGUGGAUACAGUUGCAAUUGUGGAAGUAGAAGAUCUGCCCUUGCAGUAUGUGGCUAACAAGACUCGCUUCAUGGUGCGAGCCGCUGGCGACUUUGACUUUUCCCGUGCAGGCGACUUUUCAGACUUGGAUGUGACUAAAGAUGGAGAAGAGUCAGAAACCAGUCUGGAAGACACUGGCGCUACCAUUGCUGCGCCUUCAACCGAAGAAAACACAGACGAAGCCGAUGCUGUGACGGAAGUCGACAUUGAUACGUAUAAACCCAACGUCAAGAACCGCGAAUGGUGGAUCUCAGAAACAGAUCUUGCAUGGAUCACAACCGGAUGCUAUAUCUUGGGUACUGGUGGCGGCGGAUCCCCUUACUCAACCAUGCUUCGAGUCCGAGGAAUACUUCGCUCAGGCCACACAGUCCGCGUCGUCAACCCUGACGACCUAGCAGACGAUGCUCUCGUAGGCAGCGGAGGCGGAGCCGGCAGUCCAACCGUAGGCAUUGAAAAGCUCUCCGCAGAUGAAAUGAUGGACGCCCAAACCACCCUUCGCAACCUCAACCCCGGCAACUCCGCCACCCACAUCAUCCCCCUCGAAAUCGGCGGCUCAAACGGCCUCCAAGGCCUCGUCCUCGGCGCCUCCUCCAACAUGAACGUGCCCUGCAUCGACGGCGACUGGAUGGGCCGCGCCUACCCCACAAAAUGGCAAACAACCCCCGUCGUCUUCGGCGAGCGCCCCAUCGUCUUCGCCCCGGUGGCUGUCGCCGACGGAAACGGAAACACGCUCUACAUGCCCACCGCGGCGAGCGACCUCAAAGUCGAGCAAGUGAUUCGUGCCGCGCUCAGCCAGAUGGGGAGUGCGGUGGGGACCGCCGAUGCGCCUGUUACUGGGGAGGAAACGAGGCGCUGGGCCGUCGAGCAUACGGUGUCGCUUUCGUGGCGGAUCGGUCGUGAAGUUGCGAGGGCGCGAAAGGAGAAUCGCAUCGAUACCGUCGCCGAAAGCAUUAUCGAUGCAAUUGGCGGUGCGGAGACGGGCAGCGUGCUUUUCAAAGGCAAGAUCGUGGGUGUCAGUCGGAAACUACACAUGGGGCAUGUGUACGGUGAGGUUGUGAUUCAAAGCACCACCCCGGAAUUCACGGGGCGCAUCAAGAUUCCUUUCAAAAACGAAAACAUUGCGGCACUCCGGGUUCCGGAAGAGGGGGACCGCGCGACUGGAGAGGAACGGAAUGAGGAUGUGCUGGCGAUUGUGCCGGAUCUUAUUGCUGUGAUUGAUGCGCAGAAUGGCGAGGCGAUUGGGACGCCCGAGUACCGGUACGGGUUGCUUGUUUCUGUGAUUGGGGUUACGGCGAGUGAGCGGUGGACGAGCGAACGGGGGAUUGAGAUUGGGGGGCCCAAGGCGUUUGGGCUGGGGCAUUUGGAGUAUAAGCCGCUCGGCAGGUUUGUGAAGCCUGUCAGUGUUAUUGAUGAGUACGAUGAGAGGGCGUAG
Messenger RNA from Bipolaris sorokiniana ND90Pr, 2982 nucleotides. RefSeq lists its product as uncharacterized. The transcript has 4 exons. The record is from RefSeq and is a predicted model, not a curated record. Gene Ontology annotation, cellular component: cytosol. Gene Ontology annotation, biological process: glutathione metabolic process. Gene Ontology annotation, molecular function: 5-oxoprolinase (ATP-hydrolyzing) activity. The coding region runs from base 1 to 2982 and encodes 993 amino acids. Lineage: Eukaryota; Fungi; Ascomycota; Dothideomycetes; Pleosporales; Pleosporaceae.